AUGGAUCCUUCCGAGGGUUAUCUGAAACCGUGCUCUACAACUACUACUACUGCUAAUACGACUAAUAAUAGCCACGAGCCGUUUGGCUUUACCGCCACAACCAGCAACGCACCAGAGUUCGGCAGCAGCAACAGCAGCAGCAAUCAUCCCAGUGAAGCAAAUAUUGCUUUUCCUGCAAACGACGUCUCAAAAAUGGCCGACACUGCCCUUGGAACUGCCGCUACUAAUGCGGCUGCUACUAAUUCCGGUGAAACUGGCGGUCAAAGCCGUGCUGAAAAACCCAUCAGCUAUGGAACUAGUGGCAAGUGCUCCAAUGUUCCGAUGUUCAGCUCCAACUCCUUUCAGAAUUCGCUAAACUCCACCAUACAGAAGGCUAUGUAUGAAAUGUACAACAUGUCUGCACUGAACGAUUCGGUGGGGGAGAAUGGCGAAAGCAUGGAAGCACGCAACUCUGUGCUGGAGGCAAUCCUUGAAAUUGAAUUUUGCAAUAUUCCCCUGCGGCAAGAAGUCCUUGACAGUGUUACUUCUAGGGAAGGCAAAAAAUCUCUUAAAUAUUCGGAUUACCUGCAAAUAGAAAGUCACCCGACGCUGCACGAACUUGAAAGUGAAAGGCUUGAAGAGCUGAAAGGUGCCUGCUUGUUGCUUCGGAAUGAUGUCUACAAACAUGUAGUCCACAAGACAAAUCAACUGGUGGACGCCGUGAAGGUCACAGAAGCAGCUAUUCGGAGGCUCAUCAAAAUGUCCAAGCGACUCUCUGCAUUUAACAAGCUCAGUCAGAACGAUCAAAUAUCUUUGCUAAAGGGCAGCAUCAUUGAGAUGAUGUGCAUCAGGGCGACAACCAACUUCAAUAGUGAACACAACUUUUGGUACUUUAUCGACGAUAUCAACCAAGGUCUGACUGCAGUGUCACUGGAUGUACUUAAAAAUGCAAACUGGAUCAACUUUAUGUCGCAUAAAAACUUUGCAAUCAAGUUCAACUCACAGUUCAAAAGCGAUCCGAUGAUUGCUGACUUGCUUACUGCAAUCAUUCUCUUUCGUCCGUCUCGCGCCUCGACAUCUAAUCAAGAAUUAAUAAGAGAUGAAUUUCUGAAUUACUGCUAUUUGCUCAAACGGUACCUCUACAUCAAUUCAAACGGUGACAAGUGCAAAGCGAAAAGUUCGUAUAUUGUGCUAAUGCAUCGUCUGGAGGAGCUGUACUACCUUGCGGAAGACAUUGUUCGCAUAUACCUUGAUAUGGACCCUGAGAAUGCAGGCCCCCUAUUUGUGGAGCUUUUUGAUCUGAAAUAA
Rhagoletis zephyria (snowberry fruit fly) is the source of this 1287-nucleotide messenger RNA. Lineage: Eukaryota; Metazoa; Arthropoda; Insecta; Diptera; Tephritidae. The record is from RefSeq and is a predicted model, not a curated record.